Messenger RNA from Danio rerio (zebrafish), 453 nucleotides. It is a transcript of the gene rps17, whose product is annotated as ribosomal protein S17. The record is from RefSeq and is marked provisional. Gene Ontology annotation, molecular function: structural constituent of ribosome. Gene Ontology annotation, biological process: translation. Gene Ontology annotation, cellular component: ribosome; cytosolic ribosome. Lineage: Eukaryota; Metazoa; Chordata; Actinopteri; Cypriniformes; Danionidae.
GUCAAAAUGGGACGCGUGAGGACCAAGACGGUGAAGAAAGCGGCUCGUGUGGUCAUUGAGAAAUACUAUACCCGGCUGGGCAAUGACUUCCACAUUAACAAGCGGGUGUGUGAGGAGAUCGCCAUCAUCCCCAGCAAACCGCUGAGAAACAAAAUCGCAGGGUAUGUUACCCAUCUGAUGAAGCGCAUUCAGAGGGGUCCAGUUAGAGGCAUCUCCAUCAAACUGCAGGAGGAGGAGAGAGAGAGACGGGACAACUACGUCCCGGAGGUCUCUGCUUUGGAUCAGGAGAUCAUCGAGGUUGAUCCAGACACCAAGGAGAUGCUCAAGAGUUUUGACUUUGGCAACAUCUCCAGCCUGCAGGUCACGCAGCCAACUGUUGGAAUGAACUUUAAAACACCCAGAGGAGUCUAGAUGUGUGGUAUUUAUCAGAUGUCAAUAAAGACUGCAAAAAUA